Annulohypoxylon truncatum is the source of this 1866-nucleotide messenger RNA. RefSeq lists its product as uncharacterized. The transcript has 4 exons. The record is from RefSeq and is a predicted model, not a curated record. Lineage: Eukaryota; Fungi; Ascomycota; Sordariomycetes; Xylariales; Hypoxylaceae. The coding region runs from base 598 to 1752 and encodes 384 amino acids.
UUCGGUACUACCUACAUCUUGUCUUCAGGGUUCAGCUGUUUGUGACCCUGCAAGCCUUGUAGGUCACCUAUCGCCACCGAUUAAGGAUUGGUUAGGGAUUGGACUCCACGCCACGCCACCAUCCCUGUCGGGGUUCGAGUUGGUGUUGCCAGUGUCGCCAAUUGUGCCUUGUCACUUCUCCCACUUUCCCCUAAUAGGCCCCUCCUUUCCCUCCUUUCGCCUGCAGUACUAUACUAGGUGUACAUUGGUCCCUUGUAUAGGUACUUUUGCGGGUACUCUUAUAGGUGGCCACACACAGCAUAAUAGUGUACAUAGGACUUAUUUUUGUGCCGCGGGCCCUCUCCGUCCACUCGUCCACUGGCCGGUGCCACUCUUCCACUCUGUCCAAGGACCCACUAGCAAAACUGUCUGCUGCCGCCCUUUUCUCCUCCCCACCACCCACACUUUACUCCUCUUCAUCUUCUCUCGACUAUUUCGCUCUUCUAUCCUUUCUUCCCUCUUUCACGUUUUUUGUCCUCGUCCACCGUCGACUUCUUUCCUUCCCCUUUUACCACUUAAUCAUCGUCGACCGGUAAAUCUCUUUAUUCCUCGGCCAAAAUGUCUAGACGUCCUGCACCAUCAGCGAGCAGUGCCCUGCCCACUCAAAACCGACAGAAUGAGUAUUUCGUACCAAGGGACGGUAUCGACCGCGAGGUUAUUACCGCCGACAUCUGUCGCUACCUUGGAAACGAUGCUCUCGUCCGACCUGGCACAUAUGAGAACCCUCAAAGUGGCCAGAUCAUCCAGGGCUACUACAUAAACGCCUACCGAAACUUAACAACAGCCAUGAUUGAAGACUUGAAAGCAGACUCGGCGCGAUGGGAUCAAGAAAGGCGGCAGCAAUCGGCCAGCCGCAAUAACGCUGCCGGAGGUACUAUUGCCUCGAGAGACUCGAACAGCGUAUAUGUCAGACUCUCUAACUCCCCUAUAGUCCAAUACCGCAAUUCGGACACGCACCAAUCCCGCCAGUAUUAUGGGCCAACCGAAGGCGGAUUUGCAUCAGCAGACCCAAAUCGUGAUCCGUACGGUGAUGCCACACCCAGAUAUCCAGGAACUGGAUCUGCAGGAUACACAGGAGCCGCUGGCUCGUAUACUGCUCAACCGUAUCCUCAGGGUGGGUAUAGCACUCAGCAGGGGUAUACUACCCAGUCGUCGCAGUUCCAAGCCCCAGGUGCAAGUGUGACUUACCCCUCUAUGCCUCCGUCAGGAUUUGGCCAGGCCGGCCAGGAACCUCCUUUCCAGCUAGUUGGAGCAGACUCAAGAGUGGCAACCAACCCUCAGUCCAUGUAUAAUGACCCGUACGCGGCCUCCAGAGAUCCCAGGGACCAGAGGACACCUAUGACUACUAUGCCUCCCAGUAGGACUACCUACCCGACCUCAGGAGCACCCGCACCACAGGGCUAUCCGCCGUCGUCGGCGCCUGGCAGCUACUAUCCCUCGAACCCGUCACCUUCGAACCCUGCCUACGCGCCAACCGUUCAGCCUGGAGAUCCAUUUUAUGGACGCGCGUCUCCAGCAGGCACAACGUCCUACGGUUCAGCACAAGAUCCACAGUAUGAGACAACCCCUGCCCCAUCACGCCCUUCAGCAGCAGCCAGUACUCAAUCAUCAACUAGUGGAUCAGUUUCAGCCUCGCGACAUCGUGACAGGGAUAGCGUCGAUCGUCACACCGAAUCUAGGCACGCCCACCGGCCUCAUCGCUCAGGUCGAUAAUUAAACCGCUGGAGCGUGUACGGCGGCCUUCUCCCGUCCUGCAUGUGAUACUUCAUUGAUUAAUUGUUUCAUUGCCGAGAUUCCCAGGAUUUGGAGUCCAACACCCGCAUCGUG